AUGCUUAAAUUUAUCUGCACUUUGUUGAUUUUCAUAAUCAACAUAGUUUUCUCUUUUAUCCCAUUAUUUUCACCAGAGACAUUAUGGGUAUCACGUGCAGAAUCAAUGGCAGCCGGAGUAUUUUUAGGAGCGGCAGUUUUGCAUCUUUUUCCUGAAUCAAUUCACUGUUUUGGAAUAUAUUCAUCUCCAAUACCAAUAUUUAUAACAGUUAUUUCAUAUCUAGCAAUGUAUCUUUUUGAAAAAUCAGUUGAAACAGAUAUUGAAAUUCCACAUCAAUACUCUGACGAAGAAGAUGAUCAAGAAUGUCAACAAGUAUCAGAAUCAUUACCAAAACAAAUACUUAUGUUCUAUAUUGUGCUUAGUAUUCAUAGUUUUGUAGAAUCUUUUGCCUUUGGCUUUAUGAAAACAAAUGCUGCUAUACUUGCAUUCUUCUUUGCAUUUAUCGGACAUAAACCUGUUGAAUGCUUCGUACUCGGACUCCAAAUUUUACAUACUCGCCCUCCGAAAUCGAAAUACAUCUGUUUAAUGUCAACAUUCGCAGCUGUAUCACCACUUACAAUCAUGGUAACAUCAUUUUUCGCUCAUGCAACAAGCGAAAUAUUUAAUGGAGUUGUAACUUCAAUUUCUACAGGCGUUUUCAUAUACAUAGGCUUCCACGAACUCCAAGAAACAUUGGAAAAAUGCAGACUCAACGAAUAUCGUCAAAGAUUAAUUCAUGUUUUAUGGUUUAUAUUUGGCCUGCUUUGGAUGUGCAUUAUGAAUCUCUUUGCAGGAGAACAUGAGCAUUAG
This is a messenger RNA of Trichomonas vaginalis G3, 789 nucleotides long. RefSeq names its product zinc ion transmembrane transporter protein. The record is from RefSeq and is a predicted model, not a curated record. Gene Ontology annotation, cellular component: membrane. The transcript has a single exon. Gene Ontology annotation, molecular function: zinc ion transmembrane transporter activity. Gene Ontology annotation, biological process: zinc ion transmembrane transport. Bases 1 to 789 code for a protein of 262 amino acids. NCBI's taxonomy places the organism in Eukaryota, Parabasalia, Trichomonadida, Trichomonadidae.